AUGGUCGGUACAGCUUUCGAAACCUUUGAUGCCAGUAAACUUGAAGUCCAAAUCAGUAAACAACUCAAGCCUUUAGUUCCUGAGAAUGAAUUAGUAUUUGGAAAGCACUUCACCGACCAUAUGAUUUCAAUUGAAUUUGAUAGUGAAAAUGGUUGGAGUAACCCUGUUAUCAAGCCUUAUGGAAAGCUUGAAUUGGAACCUAGUGCAGUUGUACUCCAUUAUGGUUUUGAAUGUUUUGAAGGUAUGAAGGCUUAUAAAGAUGCUGAAGGUCAUGUCAGACUUUUCCGUCCUGAAAUGAAUAUGGAUCGUUUAAAUAGAUCUUCCUCUCGUUUGGGUAUGCCCACAUUCGAACCCGAGGAAUUAAUUAAAGUCAUUACUGAAUUCCUUCGUAUUGAAGAUCGCUGGAUUCCUAAUAAGCGUGGUUAUUCUCUUUACCUUCGUCCUACUAUUAUUGGUACACAAUCAGCUCUUGGUGUUCGUGCUCCUAAUAAAGCACUCUUGUUUGUUAUUGCCAGUCCUGUUGGACCUUACUUCUCCACUGGUUUCAAAGCUGUCAGUUUAUUGGCCUCUACAGAAUAUGUUCGUUCUUGGCCUAAUGGCACAGGUAACUACAAGGUAGGUGGUAACUAUGCUCCUUGUGUUAAGCCUCAAUCUAUUGCUGCUCAAGAAGGAUACCAACAAAACUUGUGGUUGUUUGGUCCUGAUUAUGAAAUUACUGAAGCUGGUACGAUGAAUUUCUUUAUGCUUUGGAAAAACCCUGACACAGGUCGUCGUGAACUUAUUACACCUCCACUUAACGGCUUAAUUUUACCUGGUGUUACAAGAGACAGUAUUAUUCAAUUAGUCAAGUCUUGGGAAGCUGAGACAGGUAUUUAUGUUCGUGAAGAGAAGGUAACGAUGGCUGAUGUGAUUCAAGCUGUUCAUGAGAAUCGUGUUAUUGAAAUGUUUGGCGCUGGUACUGCAUGUAUUGUUAGUCCUAUCAAGUGUAUUGGCUUCCAAGGUAAAGAUAUCCAUAUUCCUCUUGAUCCAUCAGAUCCUGAUUCUGAGGCUGGUUCCUUAACUAAGAAGAUUAAUGAUGCUAUCAUGGAUAUUCAAUAUGGUGUUGUUGAACAUUCUUUCUCUCGUAGAAUUAUUUAA
Cokeromyces recurvatus is the source of this 1137-nucleotide messenger RNA. Its product is annotated as branched-chain amino acid aminotransferase. Gene Ontology annotation, molecular function: branched-chain-amino-acid:2-oxoglutarate transaminase activity. The transcript is spliced from 2 exons. The coding region runs from base 1 to 1137 and encodes 378 amino acids. Lineage: Eukaryota; Fungi; Mucoromycota; Mucoromycetes; Mucorales; Mucoraceae. Gene Ontology annotation, biological process: L-leucine biosynthetic process; L-valine biosynthetic process. Gene Ontology annotation, cellular component: mitochondrion. The record is from RefSeq and is a predicted model, not a curated record.